Punica granatum (pomegranate) is the source of this 965-nucleotide messenger RNA. The record is from RefSeq and is a predicted model, not a curated record. Lineage: Eukaryota; Viridiplantae; Streptophyta; Magnoliopsida; Myrtales; Lythraceae.
ACGUAAUGUAGAGUCCAAGGUCAAACUUAGAUCAGCCAUGGAAUUUGCAUCCUGCAUCCCUUUGCUUCUUCUCCGUCCCACAUGUGCUCUCUGUCUCCCAGAAUUUCUCUGUCCACUUUCCACUAAAAAAAAUGGAGAUCUCUGUUUUGGUCUGAAAUUUCAUCAAUCUGCCUCUGAGAAUGGGGAUCAGAUUCAUAAUGAUGGUGAACAAGCAGGGACAGACCCGUCUGGCCCAGUACUACGAUCACUACCUUAGCCUCGAAGAAAGGCGCGUCCUUGAGAGCGAAAUCGUCCGAAAAUGUCUCGCCCGCACCGAGCAGCAGUGUUCAUUCGUCGAGCAUCGGAACUACAAGAUCGUGUACCGGCGGUAUGCCUCUUUGUUUUUCUUGGUCGGGGUCGAUACUGAUGAGAACGAGCUCGCAAUCUUGGAAUUCAUACAUCUGCUGGUUGAAACCAUGGACCGGUAUUUCGACAACGUGUGUGAGCUGGAUAUAAUGUUCCACUUGGAGAAGGCAAACUUCAUCAUUGAUGAGAUGGUCAUGAAUGGUUGCAUUGUUGAGACCAACAAGUCCGUUAUUCUGUCCCCACUUCAUCUCCUCGACAGUACAACCUGAAAGACACAACACUUAUAUUUCCCUUUCGACAACACUCGAUUUGAAUAUUCUCAAGAUCUUCCUUGGCCAUUUUCUUAUUUUCUUUCCCCAUAUUACUCUAUUUUCUUAUGUUAUUUUUUUAAAAAAAUUUUAUAUGUUAUUCUUUUAAAGUUCAGAAACAUUACAUUAGCACUAGAAUGGCAUAUUAUGGAAGAUAUACUCCACUGUAAUUUCCAUCUUCAUAUUCAAAAAUUACGACGACACACUUCAUGCAUUGCGUCAAGUGUAUAUUACACAACAUUAUGCGAAUGACAACUUGGUUAAGUUGCCUAGACAUCUUAGGUUCGAGCGUCUCCCCCAAGCCUCCACAGU